AUGUUGACCAUGAUCUUGUUCUGUUCAAUUUCAGUUAGGUUUCUCCUCCACACUGGAUUGAUUCAGCCUAAUCGUGUUGAUGUUUGCUUUAAUAACCAAAGAAGUUUACAACUGAAAGGAGAGUUAUCAACACCAAAUAUUUGGUGUAGCAGUGUUAUCCCUCCAGGUCAAGACCGUUAUUACUACAAACUCUACCUAGAUGCUAGUAACCCUGCAGUGUUUGAGAAUACUGAAUGGUUUAAGCAGCUUCCUUACACUCACGUUCACCAUGACAUUCUGUUAUCAAAUCUUCCCUCUUCGUACUCAUUGGGCUUUAUGUACCAUCUACAAGACAUUUACGCAAGCACAGAAGAAAGGUCCUCAUGCCACAUAACGAUAGCUGAACUAAAUCAUCUUAUGCAUCCAUAUCACGGAAACAAAAUCUCAAAAAGUCUUCGCGAAUGUUUCCCAAAGCACAAAGAGGAAUUAAAAACUACUGCCUUGUUAAAGUGGAUAAAUUAUUCCAUUCAGAAUGUGACAUCAACCAGUCAGCUGACUGUUUUGUCUAUUCUUGUUGCUCACUUACACUCUGAUAUUGAGAUAGUCAAAGCUAUGGAAGAAGCUGAACUUCGGAAACUCAUAGGAAGUAUUCACAAAUUUGAGAAAUCCCAUGUAGAUUUUUGGGAUGGCAAUAAGUUGAAACAACUGGUUGCUGAUGCUCUAAAGAAACUCAAGGAACACCAUUGGCUCUAUGUUGUUCUUUACUGCUACCCUAUCUUUGAUAGAUCAUCUGUAAUGCAGUUUAAAACAAAGGCACCUGACAAGUCUCCGUCUCUGCAGUGCAUUUCAGAUGUUCUUCUUCCUCGUUUGAACAAGAUUAGCUGUGUUCAGGACAAAACAACGAUCAUUGAGGAUAUAAAUGCAUUCGUAAAAAAAAAUCUGCGCGACAAAACAAGUACCUCAACUGAGAAACAUCAGACGGAAGAUCAUCCAAAGGAUGUUUCGUCAAGCGGUGAUGCUAAAGAUCUUGAGAUAACCGAUGUAGAGCCUCCACAUGCAGAAGCUGACUCAACUAGUCAAGACGAAGGGACAUCUGAGCUUCAGAAGUCAAUCUUAGAGCACAGUGAUCGAUGGGUAACUUUUAGUUUUUUAUAUUCACAAAAUACUGAGAGAGAAAAAGGAUCUUUUUCAUUGUUGACAAACGAUGAAACAAUCAAAUAG
Messenger RNA from Asterias rubens (European starfish), 1200 nucleotides. RefSeq lists its product as uncharacterized. The record is from RefSeq and is a predicted model, not a curated record. Lineage: Eukaryota; Metazoa; Echinodermata; Asteroidea; Forcipulatida; Asteriidae. The transcript has 3 exons. Bases 1 to 1200 code for a protein of 399 amino acids.